Messenger RNA from Solenopsis invicta (red fire ant), 1746 nucleotides. RefSeq names its product serine protease 53. The coding region runs from base 91 to 1614 and encodes 507 amino acids. Gene Ontology annotation, biological process: proteolysis. The record is from RefSeq and is a predicted model, not a curated record. Gene Ontology annotation, molecular function: serine-type endopeptidase activity. NCBI's taxonomy places the organism in Eukaryota, Metazoa, Arthropoda, Insecta, Hymenoptera, Formicidae. The transcript is spliced from 10 exons.
AUAUCUUUGUCGUAUUUACUUCAGAAACAUAUAUAAACCUAUAAACGAAUCUGUUGGCCUCAGAUCUAGAAAACAGAUCUGCAGUCAAGAAUGCGUGCGUUUGCUUGUCUUAUAUUUUUCGCUCUGGCAUAUGCUACUGAAGGAACUCCCUUUCCCUAUAUCGUCGGUGGUAACGAUGCUCCCGUCGGCAAAUAUCCGUAUCAAGUGUCAUUAAAAUUAUCCGGUAAACACAUAUGCGGUGCAUCUAUCCUUGAUCGGUUUAACGUAUUAACUGCAGCACAAUGUGUCGGACUGCCUGAUCUGAAGAACCUAAAGGUCCAUGUCGGCACAAAUUAUUUGAGCGGAUCAGGAAACGUUUAUGACAUAGAGGAUGUUCACAUUCACGAAUCUUACGAUGAUUAUUUAAUUAGAAAUGACAUCGCUUUAGUUCACCUUAGAAGUCCUAUCAAAUACAGUUUGUUAGUGCAACCAAUACAUCUUGCGGCAAUCGAUAAUGAUCUCGAAGGCAAUCCAUGUAUUUUAACCGGUUGGGGAGCAACACAGGCCGGUGGAAAUCCUACAAAUGCAUUGCAAGAAAUUGAAUUGAGAGUUUAUCCACAGAAAGAUUGUAAGAAACAGCAUUGGAGAAUGGCUGAUAGCAAUAUCUGCACUUUGACUAAACGCGGAGAAGGAGCGUGCCAUGGUGAUAUUGGUGGACCUUUAGUAGCUAAUGGAACUCAAAUUGGAAUCGUUUCCUUCAUGAAUCCUUGCGGAGUUGGAUCACCAGAUGUUUAUACAAGAGUAACCAGUUUUAUACCUUGGAUUAACGCAAAUUUAAAGAAAAAAACAGAUCUACAAUCAAAGAUGCAUACGUUUGCGGGUUUUAUAUUUAUCGCUCUGGCAGUGGCAUAUGCCGAAGAAGUACUAUCUCCGUACAUCAUCCAAGGUAAGAAUGUCAAAGACAUUAAAGAAUACCCGUAUCAAGUGUCACUAAGAUUAUCCGGUAAACACAAAUGUGGUGGAUCUAUCUUGGAUGAGUUUAACGUGUUAACCGCAGCACAGUGUGUCGGAGUGAAAGAUCUAAAGGAACUAAAGGUCCAUGUUGCCACAAAUAAUUUGACUGAUGAAGGAAAAUCUUAUGAAGUAGAAAGAGUUCGCAUGCACGAAUACUACGAUAGUUAUUUAAUGAGAAAUGAUAUCGCUUUAGUUCAUCUUAAAGAUCCAAUCGAAUUCAAUGACAAAGUAAAAAACAUAAUUCUUUCAACAAACGAUAAUGAUUUCGAACAAGGCACAUCGUGCACUUUAACCGGAUGGGGAUUUGAAGAGGUUGAUGGAAGUGUUCCACCAAUAUUGAAAGCAACAGAUGAGUUGUUAAUUUAUCCGCAGGAAAAUUGUGAGCAAGACCAAUGGAGAGUGACAGAUAGCCAUAUCUGCACUAAGACUAAAUACGGAGGAAUGUGCCGCGGUGAUACCGGUGGACCUUUAGUGUGUGAUGGCAACGGCAUCAAAGUUCAAGCAGGAAUCGCUUCUUUUACUACUUCCUGUGAUGUUAAAUUACCAAACAUUUACACAAGAGUGUCCAGUUUCCAAUUUUGGAUCAAGCGGAAUAAGAAGAAAUCAGAAAAUCUUAUUUAAUUUGUUUAUUAAAAUGCCACUUUAUUUUAUGUGAUUUACAAUUUAAUUAAUAACAUGGUUUGGGCAAAUUAUUUCUGCAAAAUGUAUGCUUCCAACAGUUAAAUAAAUUGUCAAUAGUGUCAAUACAAAUAA